This is a messenger RNA of Amblyraja radiata (thorny skate), 1947 nucleotides long. RefSeq names its product phosphoinositide-3-kinase interacting protein 1 (gene pik3ip1). The record is from RefSeq and is a predicted model, not a curated record. NCBI's taxonomy places the organism in Eukaryota, Metazoa, Chordata, Chondrichthyes, Rajiformes, Rajidae. The transcript has 5 exons. Bases 27 to 836 code for a protein of 269 amino acids.
GCUGGGCGGAGAUUGGACGGAGUGAGAUGUUGAUGCAGGAGCGAGGUUGUUUACAAGUUGCAAUGGAUCCCAGCGGCGGCUCCCGGGGGAUGAGGGACCGCGGCACCAGCACCAGCACCAGCAGCGCCCGGGGGAACGGGGACCGCGGCGGCGGCGUCGCCCUCCAGGGCCUCAAGCUGGCAGCGCUGCUCCUACACUUGUUGUCCGUGGUUGGAGCUGCCCCGCGACCAGAAUGUGUACCUUCCAAUGGAACAGAUUUAAGAGCUGAGCAGCGUAUUACAUCAGGAGUAAAUUGUACGAACUUGAUGGAAAGCAAAAAGGAUUUCAACUUGACUCUGUCCCAAAACAGCACAGGGGCAUCAUUGAACGAAGACCACAAUGAGACGACCAGGUUGCCAGAAACGGUGGAGCCUGGAGUGAGUGUGGCUCAGAUCGACGAGCAGGUGAAGCCGCCCUCUGGCCGUGAGCCCGGCGUCCAGCGACCAGUCACUGGCGGUACCUUGCCCGUGAGGCAGUCUGCCAAACAGAAACAGGACCUCGGAGUUCUAGGUCGGGCUAUGGCGAUUGGAAUGAUUAUCAUCAUCAUAUGUUUGGGUUCCGGCAUCACAGUGGGAUACAUCUACAAACGAGGACGAGCUAUAAAGAAGGAACAGGAGCAGCGGGCACGUGAACAAGAGAUCCAGCGAAUCAUGUUGCCGUUGUCGGCCUUCACCAACCCCAGCUGUGAGCUGGAGGACGAAGUGACGGUGAUGAUGGUGAACCCGCAGGCACUGACCGGGGAAGACAGUGAGGCGGGCAGUUCUCGUGCAACCGUCACUGGCACUCCUGGGGCUUGAGUUACGGCGCAAACCAGUGGAAAGGUUCUCUGGCUGUGGACUCUGACGAUGGAGCGAGCUUGCGUGAAACUUUAUAACAUGUCUCCGGACACACAACUCAUUCUGACAACUGGCGCACUGUGGAGUUUCUCCUUCCUGGAAGGAUCAGGCCAUUUCUGGGUGUUGAUAAUCAAUGCAUGAAGAGCGUUUAGCAGUAUCCAGCAGUGAAUCAUGUGAUGGUUCUGUUUUAUAUUUUAGGCUGCAUUUUAAGCAUAACCUGGGUUUGGACAGCUUGUGUUUCAAACUUUAAUAUAGAUGUUUCUAGAGGUGGGGGUUGGAAUUACUGUGUGAAGUAUUAUGCGCCACAAGUGGAGAGAGCAACGUAACCGGGUUUAAAGAUGGGAGGGUAGGGCAUGCAGGGUGUCUCCGUUCAGUAGGAUGGUGAUUGAUCAACUCCUUGUCCUGUCCUUCCACACAUUCCCCUCAGUGCCUUGUACUCUGUCGAUAAACUCUAAAUGCCCUGUGGCAACUUUGAUUGAGGCUCUGAUCCCUGUCCAACGGCCUAGUUCUGUCACUCUGUCCUUAUUGUAGACACUCCAGUGGGGGGCAGAGCCCGAGCUUCCACGAGGCUGAGCUCCACAGCCACUUGCUCAAUCUGUGUGACUGAACAUAUAACCCCUGCUCUUGGGAUGAACCCUCCACAUCCCAGGGAUCAGUUGAGUGUUUAUCAGUGUGUCCCUGCUUUCAGCACAAGAAUAUCACUCCUCAGGAAAGGAUACUGAAACUGAACAAAAUACUCCAGCUGCAGCCUCACCAAAGCCUUAGCAAGUGCACGAGCAGCAUUCUCUGUCCUCUUUAAGCAAAGACCUCCAGUAUUGGAAUCGCUGAUCACCUGCUGUUAACUCUCAGGGAUUUGCCUGACUCAGGCCAAAUUUUUGCUUUUCCAUUUUUCACAUUUGACCCCCCCCCACCCUCACACUCAGUCAGCCCCUCCCUAUCCAAUCGCAACCACACUAUGUUCCUCCCCACCCCAUUUCCACAUACAGCCCCUCUCCCCACCCCAUGGAAUGCCCCACUCAGCGCCCCCAUAAACCAGCCUACCCUUUAAUCAUUCAUGGAAUUAACAAUGGCG